AUGGGAAAGAUCAUUUCUCUGAUCCCUGAACACCGUUUCUACCUCCUGUGCCUGCUGAAAUCACUGUCUUUCUGUCAUCAGAUCAUCUUUUACGAAGGCCGCAACUUCCAGGGGCGCUCCUAUGAGUGCUCCUCUGACUGCUAUGACACCUACAGUCACUUCAACUGCUGCAACUCCAUCCGGGUUAUGGGGGGUCAUUGGGUGGCCUACGAGAAGCCCAACUAUAUGGGGUAUCAGUACAUCCUGGGCCGUGGGGAGUAUCCUGACUUUCACCACUGGAUGGGCUUCAACAAUUGUAUCAGAUCUUGUCAGAUGUUCCCCCCAUACAGAGGAGCCUACCGCAUGAGAAUCUACAACAGGCCUGAUAUGUACGGACACAUGAUGGAGUUCACAGACGAUUGCCCCAAUGUCUACGACCGUUUUGGCCACCACGGCAUCUACUCCUGUAACUGUAUGGAGGGCUUCUGGAUCUUUUACGAGCACCCCAACUACAGAGGCCGUCAGUAUUUCCUGAGGCCCGGAGAGUACAGAGCCUGCAUGGACUGGGGUUGCAUGAAUCCCAUGAUUGGCUCCUUUAGGAGAAUGAGGAGCAGUUUAAUGUAAAAGCGGUCCUUUUUUAUUCCCAUU
Ctenopharyngodon idella (grass carp) is the source of this 627-nucleotide messenger RNA. It is a transcript of the gene crygmxl2, whose product is annotated as crystallin, gamma MX, like 2. The transcript is spliced from 3 exons. The record is from RefSeq and is a predicted model, not a curated record. Lineage: Eukaryota; Metazoa; Chordata; Actinopteri; Cypriniformes; Xenocyprididae. The coding region runs from base 1 to 603 and encodes 200 amino acids. Gene Ontology annotation, molecular function: structural constituent of eye lens. Gene Ontology annotation, biological process: lens development in camera-type eye; visual perception.